ACAUUGCGAAUUUUUCCUCAAAAAAAAUGGGAAAAAUACGUAAAAUUCACUCGUCAAGGGUAGGGAUAAAAAUCCCUUUAGAAGAUGAAAUUAACAACAGUAAAUUCGUGAAACCCAAAGGCCGAACUAAAACUAGAUUGAAAAAGGAGGAAGAUGAGGAGUAUGUGGACUCCAAUUUGUCCUCGAAAAUAUUGUCGGCCGCUCGAAGACAAUUACAAGAGUUAGACGAUGAUUAUCCGACUCUGGAAGAAGCGAACCCACGGAGACGACCCGUUACUUUAGGAGAACCAAGCGGCAGUGUCGAUGACGAGGAUGAUGAUGACGAUGACGAAGAGGAAGAUUUGGAAACUGACACAUUUUAUGAUAACAUUGAAAUAAAAGAAGAGGAUGAGGAAGCAAUGGAAAUGUUUAUGAAUAAAAAUCCGGCACCUCGACGGACACUGGCCGACAUAAUUAUGGAAAAGAUUCAAGAGAAAGAAGCGGAAUUACAAUCUAAAAUGACUGACGUCAAUUCUAUAGAAAUACAAGACAUCGACCCACGAGUAAAGCAGAUGUACGAGGGCGUACGGCAGGUGCUUCACAAGUACAGAAGUGGUAAAUUACCAAAGGUGUUUAAAAUCGUACCUAAAUUACGGAACUGGGAGCAAAUCCUGUUUAUUUUAGAUCCUCCAAAGUGGUCCGCCGCAGCCAUGUAUCAAGCAACGAGAAUAUUUGCAUCAAAUUUGAAAGAAAAGAUGGCUCAAAGGUUUUACAAUUUAGUGUUACUUCCUAGAGUAAGGGACGAUAUGGCCGAAUAUAAGCGUUUAAACUUUCACCUUUAUCAAGCAUUACGAAAGGCUCUGUACAAACCUGGAAGUUUUAUGAAAGGUUUUCUCUUGCCCCUACUAGAAAGUGGUACCUGCACGUUACGCGAAGCGAUCAUAAUCGGAUCUGUAAUUUCACAAAACUCCAUACCCAUGCUGCAUUCGUCAGCCACACUUUUGAAAAUUGCGGAAAUGGAUUACACCAGUGCCAACUCAAUAUUUUUGCGGAUUUUCAUUGAUAAAAAGUAUGCCUUACCGUAUCGUGUUGUUGACGCACUCGUUUUCCAUUUCCUUAGAUUUCAAAACGAUCACCGCGAGUUACCCGUGCUGUGGCAUCAAGCUUUUCUCACAUUCGUGCAACGUUACAAAGCAGAUAUAUCUACAGAACAAAAGGAGGCAUUAUUGGAACUUUUGCGCACACAAAGUCAUCCACAGAUUACAUCAGAAAUUCGUAGAGAAUUACAAAGUGCUAAAUGUAGAGAUGCAGAAGUUCAAGAGAUGGAAACAAGUUCGUUUUAAUUAUGAUGCUAUUCUAAUUUUGUUGUGUGAAAAUAAAUUGUUCACAGUCUAUUUAAUUUCGA
Messenger RNA from Photinus pyralis (common eastern firefly), 1384 nucleotides. Its product is annotated as bystin. Gene Ontology annotation, cellular component: nucleolus; preribosome, small subunit precursor; cytoplasm. The record is from RefSeq and is a predicted model, not a curated record. The transcript is spliced from 4 exons. The coding region runs from base 27 to 1322 and encodes 431 amino acids. Gene Ontology annotation, molecular function: snoRNA binding. NCBI's taxonomy places the organism in Eukaryota, Metazoa, Arthropoda, Insecta, Coleoptera, Lampyridae. Gene Ontology annotation, biological process: rRNA processing.